This is a messenger RNA of Eruca vesicaria subsp. sativa (arugula), 420 nucleotides long. The record is from the annotation of a GenBank genome assembly. Lineage: Eukaryota; Viridiplantae; Streptophyta; Magnoliopsida; Brassicales; Brassicaceae.
AUGUUCUCCACUUGCAUCUCCACUCGCAGAUUCGUCGGACACACCGAAUACAUCCUCUCUGUCGCCUUCUCUCUCGAUAACCGUCAGAUCGUUUCGACCUCUCCUGACCGUACGAUCAAGCUUUGGAACACUUUAGGUGAGUGUAAGUACACUAUUGCCGACGGAAGCGGUGAAGGGCAUCGUGAUUGGGUUAGUUGCAUUAGGUUUAGUCCCAACACGAUUACGCCGACGAUUGUGUCGGCGUUGUGGGAUAAGACGGUGAAAGUUUGGAAUUUGGCGAAUUGUAAGCUUAGGUACACUCUUGCGGGUCACGGUCGGUAUGUUAGCACUGUUGCUGUUUCGCCUGAUGGCAGGCUAAAGCCUUUUCGGAGCCACCCGAUGGUUCCGACAAAGGGGAGGAAGUUGGGGGUCAGGAGGUAG